CCAGCUCUUUCGCUCCAAAAAUGAUCUUCGGCGCACCAAUACAGAGAUGUGAAUAAGUUCAAGAUAGUAAUCCGCCUUUUCGUCCAGAUCGACAUUUAACUCAUUCAGUGAAACCUGAAGUGUUUCCAGAUUAUUGAGCUGAGUAGAGACAGCUGUCUGAGAAAUCCGAACUUUUUUUUUUCUGUGUGAAAACUUUGAAACACUCAACCGAUGCAGAAUUAUGUAAAUUAAUUUCUGACCUCAUCCGCUUCCAAACCGGAAGUAAAUAUGGAUUAUCUCUUGCCAGAUCAACGGGGAAGCCCCAACAACGGACUUUGACUGUUGACCCAUCCUUUGACAGCUAUUUAAGAAGUUCCUUUCUAUUUUGGUUCAACAGUCUCUGACAGCAUUGAGUUAUAUCUAGUCGGCUCCCCAGGUGUUACUAUUUCUCAGACGUGAGCCAGCUGAAAGCUCGCAAACAUCAGCGGGAGAUCCAACUGUUCUGUUUGUCAGAUCUGAGAAAUAUGCAUCCUGGAAAAGCUGGUAUAGUAGUACUCAGGUAGAGGAUCCCAAAGGGCUUGACGCUGCAUUCACAUGCACAUUCACAGUAAUCGUGGCAAGACUGUAACGCACCGGCUCCCUCAGACCACUACCUGUAGGCAAAAAGAAGGAGUAGACUAAUCCACAAUAUGUGUUGGUGUUUGCCUGUUAUCGUGGGUUUCCUGUUUGUGGCCCUCCCGUACUUUGUCUGUUUUGUGACCCAGUGGUUCUGUGGGUGGCCAGACAAGCCUGGGUACAAAAAGUACAUAGAAGCUCUAAAUCCAAGGCGGAUAUACCAUUUGACCUUUGCUACGUUGGAUCUUCUUAAAUACUUUCAGUAUUGGCAACUGUAUUUUCAGAUUAAGUCCUGGUAUAGAAAUGAGGAGAACACUAAGUACUACAAAAAGGACAUUGUUUAUGGGCGUCGAGGCAACAAGCUGGACUUGUUUUAUCCCCCCAUACAGAAUAAAUUUGAGUUUCCACCUCUGGUUGUAUUUAUCUAUGGCGGUGCAUGGAGCGCUGGACACAGAUCCAUUUACUGUUUACUGGCAAGGCAGAUGGCUGAAGAACUGAAUGCAGCUGUUGUUUGUCCAGAUUACUGUACUUAUCCAAAGGGGAAUGUUCUAAUGAUGAUUCAAGAUAUUGCCGACUGUCUGAUAUGGGCUCAAGAAAACGGGCAGAAGUUCAGCUUUGACAAGGACAACAUUGUUUUAGUUGGCCAUUCAGCAGGUGCUCAUUUGGGUGUAAUGACCACACUAUUUCUCCUUGAUACACGAGAGGAGCUGGUUAUAGAGUCAAAGAAACAGCAGCAGAUUUUACAGUCAAUACGAGGAGUUAUUGGGAUGAGUGGUGUUUACAGCAUUAUGGACCAUUAUGAGCAUGAGAAGAAGCGAGGAAUUGAAUACGUCUCUUGUAUGUCAAGAGCCAUGGAUGGGGAGAAAAACUUUCCAUACUACUCACCAGUGCACAUAGUACAGAACCUUAGUGAAGACAAGCUGAGCAGAGCUCCACGGUUCGUUUUGCUUCACGGGAAUUGCGACAUCGUUGUUCCGGUUGAGUCUUCCACAAAGUUCUACAAGCUCCUCUCUUCGCUGUCCGGAAAGGUGUCGCUCCACCUGCUUCCUACCGUCAACCACACUGAGAUGGUCACUGACCUCAUGCUGUCAAGCGGGCGCUUCUACCAUCCGAUCUUCAGAUGCAUCGAACGCGAGUUCAGGAAACUCCUAGCCCUAAGCAGUGUUUCCUUUUCACGCUGCAUUCACCACAGACAGCCAGUGCGUCUCAGAGUUCAGCACAGAAAACGUCCUUCAUCACCUGAGCCACAGCUGCCUGUUAUGAAAUCAAGACUGAAAAAGAUUAGCUGAAUACAAAGUGAGGUCAAACUUCACAUAUCAACUGUUUUAUUAAGAGACGUGCAUAUGAUACUAUGUAAAAAUAUUACUGUUAUUAUUAUUAAUAAUAUUAUUACUACUGGAGUCAAAUUGCAGAAGCAGUACAGAUGCACAACAUUGAUCAUAUUAUUUGUUGUGUUAAAUAUAAUUUAUUUUGUAUGAUAAAAUCGACUUGAAUGUUGUGAUGUUUAAUUUAAUAAGAAUAGCAUAACAGUUAUUGAUAUUAAAAAGCACCUUAAAAUUUUUUGAAGAUAUUUGUUUUUUUAUGGGUUGUUUUUUUCUGUGGUCCUUCACAUUUAUGUGCAGUUAAGCUCAAAACUGUUGAUACCCCAUGCAGAAUUAGUUUUAAAGUAAAGUUUUAAUUUGACCGACAUGUUUCUUCUGACUUGAAGUAAUAUUAAUGUUUUGGAGCGGCCCAGCCAGAGUGCGUUCUUGAAUCUUGUGCUAGGGUGAUGGCAAGAAGAUCAUCCAGCCUCAACAAUUUGGAGUUUCUUAUGAAAUCAAAAUACCAGUGAAAAAAUACAAAAAUAAGGUGCGCAAUGAAUGCUUUGAUUACUGUGACACCAAUAAAGAUUUUUUCCGUA
This is a messenger RNA of Xiphophorus hellerii (green swordtail), 2494 nucleotides long. RefSeq names its product probable isoprenylcysteine alpha-carbonyl methylesterase ICME. Gene Ontology annotation, molecular function: arylformamidase activity. Bases 669 to 1883 code for a protein of 404 amino acids. Lineage: Eukaryota; Metazoa; Chordata; Actinopteri; Cyprinodontiformes; Poeciliidae. The record is from RefSeq and is a predicted model, not a curated record. The transcript has 11 exons.